Messenger RNA from Rubroshorea leprosula, 4413 nucleotides. The record is from the annotation of a GenBank genome assembly. NCBI's taxonomy places the organism in Eukaryota, Viridiplantae, Streptophyta, Magnoliopsida, Malvales, Dipterocarpaceae.
ACUUCCAAACCGAAGACUUUCGAGCAGCUUUACAAUUUCAGGUGGGAAAUCUCAGUCAAUUGGUACUAAAAAAUGGAGAGCACGAGAGGGACGGCAAGGGGUGCGGCAACAGGGAACGACGGUGAAUACAGACAGCGGCAAGGACACAGGAACAGGGCUGCAAGCUUUGGGUCGCAGUUUUCCGGCUGGUUGACGACAUUUUUCUUUUAUAAUUUUACGGAGGAGCUGGAGGCAAAAUUUCUAUGGAAUUGCUUUCAAAUGUAUGGCAAGGUGGUAGAUGUGUAUGUCCCGAGCAAACGAGAUAAGCGAGGGAAGAGGUUUGGGUUUGUGCAGAUGGCAGGGGUUAAGAACGAGCUUCAAAUGGAGAGGCAGCUAAACACGAUGUGGAUUGGCUCGUAUAAGAUGAAAGUGAAGAUUGCAGAGGACAGGCAAAGAAAACCAGCACAGUCCAGGAAGCUACAAGGAGCAGUAAAGGAAUAUGGAUCAACGAGUAAAAUGAAUAGAUUAGUCCAACCAGGGCAAUCAUAUGCACAAGUUGUGAAGGGAAAGGGAAAGAAGGUUGAGAAGGCACAAAUACAACCUCAGGACAAGGACGAGGAUAAGGACGAGGUUAACAAAAGGGCUGAAGAGAAUAUGGUAGUGGAAUAUACUCCUACGGGUGAGGAGUUGCAAUGGUUAGAGGGCGGCAUGGUGGCAGUGGUGAGAUCGCUGGGUUUGAUAUCAGAGAUUCAAGAACAUAUUGGCAUAGACGGAGGCUCAAUAUCGUUAACACCAAUAGGGGGAAGACGGGUGUUAUUAACUGAAAGAGCUGUAGGAUAUUUAUCUGAGUAUAAGAAGAUUAAUGAAGAAUUGUUUGAUUUGUGGUUUGAAUCCAUAAAAUCAUGGGAGACGACACCAGAGGAGACAAGUAGAAUGGUUUGGCUGCGUAUAUUGGUAGUGCCAUUAAAGGCAUGGGAGUCUAGGAGAAUUGCAAAAAGAAUCAAAUUGAAAGUAGGAGAUCAGCUGUAUGAAAUUGAGAUAGCAGAGGAGGAGUGGCGGUCGGAUCCGGACUGGUGGUUGACGGAGAAUGAUCAGAAUAAUGUUCAGAUAAUGGAGUCCGAUGAUUUCUCGGUAGCGUGGAGUCAGAACGAAGACUCGGAAAUGGGUGUGGAUGUGAUUUGUGAUGGCGAUGAUGUGAGGUCUGAUUCAGAGCAUUUAAUGAAAGACUUGGAUUUAAAUUCGAAUUCGGUGAUUGCAACGGGAAAGGAAAGAUGGAAACAAAGUGAAACAGAGAGGGAGUUUGAAGGGGAUGAAAGAUAUGGGCAAGUUAAGGAACAUGGGCUCCAAAGUUUGAAAAGCAUGGAGGAGAUCUGGGCGAAGAGGACUCCGCUGGUAACACCCAGAACAAGUCAGAGACGGACACGAAGGCUGGGUGACCGAAAAGCAAGGGAAGACAAGGAACGCUUAGAGGGUAGUAUGUCUAUUUCGGAUGGGGAUAUUGUAAAUAGAAAUAGGGUGCUUCAAAGGGAGAUGAAUUUGUAUGAGGUGUGCCGGAUGAUGAGGGUGGGAAAGAGGUUGGGUAUCCAAUUUGAAGAUGAUGAUGAGGAAUUACAAUAUAGGUUGAUAGAGGCAGAGGAUCAAGAAAGGGCAGGGAUGAGAGACGGGUUGGGGAGGAAGGAAGUGGGUAAGCUGGUAAGAGAGGAAAGGCCGGACUUUCUAUUCUUGCAGGAAACAAAAUUAGAGAGGAUAGAUGUGGGAAUUUGUAAACUUUUGUGGAACUCUGAUGAGUUCGAAUGGGUUGCGAAGGCCUCAUCUGGAGCAUCAGGGGGUCUGCUAUGUCUAUGGGACAGACGGCAUUUUGUUAAGAGGGAAGAAUUUACAGGUGACGGGUAUGUGGGAAUAUCAGGGGAAUGGGGAGUAAAUAAACAAGAGUGCAGCCUAAUAAAUGUGUAUGGCCCAAAUGAUAGACAAAAGAGGGCUAAGAUGUGGGAGGAGCUGAGGAAGAGGGUGAUUGACAAGGAAGGGCGGUGGUUGAUUGCAGGGGAUUUUAAUGCUGUUAGAGGCCCGGAGGAGAAGCGAGGGAAAACAGGGGUGAGUUCAGAUAUGAGGGAUUUUGAGGAGUUCAUUGUGACAACAGGAAUAGUGGAUGUUAAAUUGACAAAUAGACACUAUACAUGGUAUAAGCCAGAUGGAACAGCAAGGAGCAGACUGGACAGAUUCUGGUUGAGUACUGAGAUGAAUAAUAUGGGAGGAGAAUGGAUUCAGCAGGGGCUGCCAAGGAACAUUUCUGAUCAUUGUGCAAUGGUUUUGAAGUCCAAAUCAACAGAUUGGGGACCAAGGCCUUUUAGAGUCUUAGAUGCUUGGCAACAACAUCCAGAAUUCAAGAAGGCUGUAGAAGAUAAGUGGAGAGAGAUGGCAGUGGAGGGGUUCGCAGGGUAUAAAUGCAAACAAAAGUUAAAAAUGUUAAAAGAGUUCUUAAAAGGAUGGAACAAGGAAGUAUUUGGAAACAUGGAAGCCCAGUAUGUGCAGGCUGUUAAAAAAAUAGAGCAGUUCGAUAUGCAGAACGAAGUAGCUGACCUGGAAGAACUUGAAAUUGUUAAAAGGCAGGAAGGCUUCUCUGAGAUAUGGGAUGUUUUGAGAAAAAGGGAACUAAUCUGGAAGCAGAAGUCAAGGAGUAGGUGGAUACAAGAGGGUGAUGCGAAUACCCGUUUCUUCCAUAAGGUGGCUAACGGGAGAAGGGCACAAAAUAAUAUUGCAGGCUUAAUGAGUGAUGGGGAGUGGAUUGAAGAUCCAGAAGCAGUCAAAAAUGAAAUGUUCAAAUAUUUCAGAAGUGUGUUCCAAGGUGACCCAUGGAAUAGACCCAAGCCCAGCGGUAUUAAAUUUCAAAAGAUUUCAGAGGAGAAAAAAGAAUGGCUAGAAAGACCUUUUUCGGUUGAAGAAAUUGAGGAAGGUUUAAGGAGCUGUGAUGGUUCAAAGGCUCUGGGACCGAAUGGUGUAUUGGCGCUGAAUGAAGUAGUAUAUGAGAUAAAGAACAAGAAACAGCCAGCUUUUGUCUUUAAGGCAGAUUUUGAAAAGGCAUAUGACUGCGUGGAUUGGUCCUUUUUAUACUGGAUGAUGGAUAGUUUUGGGUUUGGAAUAAAGUGGAGAGGAUGGAUUAUGGAGUGCCUUUCAACGGCGAGAACUUCGAUUUUGGUGAAUGGAAGCCCGACAAGGGAAUUUGAGGUAGGUAAAGGACUACGUCAAGGGGAUCCUUUAUCUCCCUUUCUUUUUUUGAUGAUCGGUGAGGGGUUACAAGAUUUGGUACAGAAAGCAAUGGCGGAGGGAAUGGUACACGGGAUCGUGAUUGGAAAGAAAGGGAUGACUGUGUCCUUACUUCAGUUCGUCGAUGAUACAAUAAUUAUGGGCAGAGCGGAUGCUGAGAAUAUACGAAUGGUGAAGGAUGUGCUAAGAUGGUUUGAACUCAUGUUUGGAUUGCGGAUAAAUUUUAAAAAGAGCAGUAUCUAUGGUUAUAAUGUGUCGGAGGGAUGGUUAAAGGGAUCAGCGGGGAUGUUACGAUGUGGAGUAGGUUUAAAUAAAAAGAUUUCAUGGAUGAAAUGGGAAUAUGUUUGUCGUGAUAAGAUGAAGGGGGGUUUAGGGGUACCAGAUCUGCUUAGGAAAAAUAGGGCAUUGUUAGGAAAGUGGUGGUAUAGGUUAGGGGAUGGGGUUGAGAACUUAUGGAAAAGGGUGGUGAGGGAAAAAUAUUAUGGAGGUAGGAGCGAGGUUGAUAUUACAGCGGUUGAGGGUUCGAGGGUGUCAAAGCUGUGGAGGGAUAUUAUUAGAAUGGGGGGUCAAUCUUCAAGACUUAGGAAUAUGCUGGUGGAGGGCUUCAAGUGGGAAGUGGAGGAGGGAAAUAAGGAGGAUUUUUGGCAAGAGCGGUGGGUUGGAGAUAAAACUCUUAGGGACUUAUGUCCAAGAUUAUAUGCACUAUCGGUUAAGAAGGAAGGAAAGGUUUCUGAAAUGGGAAGCUGGAAUGAGGGAAGAUGGUGUUGGCAUGUUGUGUGGAGGAGAGGUACUAUAGGGCGUGAGAAGGAUGAAGAGGUGGUGCUGGAGAAGACGCUGGAAGGUGUUCAAGUGAAGGAGGGGAUUGGGGAUGUUUGGAAGUGGAGGCAUGUGAUGGAUGGCAGAUAUGUUGUAAAGAUAGCCUACGACUAUUUAGAUUGUAUGGAAGGUGUACUGGAGGACUAGAUGUGUAAAUUAAUAUGGUGCAGGCUGUCAUAAGUUGUAGGAAAGGCUUAGUUUUUUUCCUUUUCCUGUAGAGUUUCGGAUGGCUAUCCUGAGCUUUUGUGUUUUUGAUUGAUGUAGGUUAAUUGGGUUGUGUAUCUUGAUUUCACCGGACUGUAUUUUGUUUUGGGAGUAUUUCUUAUGCUCCUUCUCUAAUAUAUAUCGUAAGUUGCU